This is a messenger RNA of Trichosurus vulpecula (common brushtail), 2145 nucleotides long. RefSeq names its product vitamin D3 hydroxylase-associated protein-like. Gene Ontology annotation, molecular function: amidase activity; fatty acid amide hydrolase activity. Gene Ontology annotation, biological process: fatty acid catabolic process. The record is from RefSeq and is a predicted model, not a curated record. The coding region runs from base 1 to 2145 and encodes 714 amino acids. The transcript is spliced from 19 exons. NCBI's taxonomy places the organism in Eukaryota, Metazoa, Chordata, Mammalia, Diprotodontia, Phalangeridae.
AUGGGUAUAGUAGCAGAGAGACUUCCCAGAGAGCCCUGUGUCAGUCCUGACCUGGGUCCCCUAACUUUCUUCAGUGCUCUGGAGAUCCGACCCCCCUUGGACUGCCAGAUCCAGCCUCUCCUGCUCCUGCCUGCUGCCCAUGAGAUUACGAAAGAUCCAGGAAAUGGAACUGAUGCCAGUAUUUGCCAACAUCGGCACAAGAUGAACAUUGACAUACUGUGCCCUAUUGCAGCAAAGGUCCAACUGUGUCCUAGCGUAGUGAACUUGGAAGUGAACUUGGUGGGGUACCUAGAUAUUUACAUGUUGUCUCCCCCAGUGGACUGGGCGCUCCUUGAGGGCAGGGACCCCACAGUGCCUGGCACAUGGAUGUCCUAUCAGGAAGGAAUCUUAGAGGUACUCCAGAAGUUGGGCCAGUUCCUGCUGUCCUUCCUUUUGGCCCUGCUGGUCAUUGUGGUUGGCACUUAUCUACUUCAGAAAUGGGCGGCCAAAGCCCAGGCCCGAGCCAAGAUUGAAGACGCCCAGAAGAGGAGAGAGGUGGCCCUGAAGAAGAUGGAGGCUGCAAUAGAACGGCUAAAGCAACAGGCACCUAAAGUGGACCCAGAGUAUGUCCUCUCCCUGUCCCUCAGACAGUUGGCCCAUCAGUUACGCCAGGGCUCCCUGAGCCCAGAGAGUGUCCUCUGCAUUUACAUGGAAAAGGCCCUGAAGGUACACUAUGAGCUGAAUUGCCUGACAGACUAUUUGGAGGAUUGUGAGGCUCAAUUGCAGGAGUUGAAAAAACAGCCCAAGGAGAAGCGGGGCCUCCUCUAUGGGGUCCCUGUGAGCCUCAAAGACCCCUAUGAUUACAAGGGCCAUGAUUCCACCUGUGGCAUGGCCUAUUUCCUGGGGAAGCCUGCUGAGGAAGAUGCCACCAUAGUGAAGGUCCUGAAGAGCCAAGGAGCAGUGCCGUUUGUCAAGACCAACAUCCCCCAGACCCUGCUCAGCAUUGAAUGCAGCAACCCUAUCUUUGGUGAGACCCUGCACCCCCAGAACCCAAAGAAAACACCAGGAGGAUCUACAGGAGGAGAAGGUGCACUGCUGGCUUCUGGUGGUUCCAUCAUCGGCUUUGGCACGGACACUGGGGGAAGCAUCCGUAUCCCCUCUUCCUUCUGUGGCAUUUAUGGCAUUAAGCCCACUGGCUUUCGCCUCAGUUACAAUGGCAUCAACUCAGCUAUAAAGGGGAAGAAAUCAGUCAUCACCAUGGCUGGCCCCCUGGCUCAAGAUGUAGACAGCCUGGUUCUGGUCUUCCGGCUGCUGGUAUCUGAAUACAUGUUCCAGCUGGACCCCACAGUGCCACCCAUGCCCUUCAGGGAGGAGGUAUACUCCAGCACCCAGCCCCUCCGAAUCGGUUACGUGGAGACAGAUGGUUUUACACAGCCAUCCCCCAGCAUGGUUCGGGCUGUCCGAGAGGUCUCAAAGAAGCUCCAGGCUGCUGGACACCAGAUCAUUCCCUUCUCUAUCAUUCGGCCUGAGUAUAUGAUGAUAAAGUUAUACAUGGGAGGGCUUUAUGCCGAUGGGGGUGAAACUCUUCUGGAAAAACUCCGCGGGGACAUCAUAGAUCCUACCAUGUCAUCUAUGAUCUCUAUUCUCCGACUCCCGGAUUUCAUAAAGUGGCUUGUCUCCUGGGUCCUGAGGCCUGUGGAUACAUGGACAGCAAAGAAUUUUGCUGCUUUACGAGGGGUGGGGACACCCAAGAAUCUCUGGGAGCAACAUGUGGCUGUGGAGGAGUAUCAGAAGGAGAUUAUGUCUAAUUGGAGAGCUCAGAAUCUGGAUGUCCUGCUAUACCCAGCUCUUGGCCCUGCCUUUGACAGAGGGACAACCAGCAAAGCAUUGGAUGCUGCCUCCUAUAUGGCUCUGUUCAAUUCCUUGAACUUCCCAGUCGGUGUUGUGCCCGUGGGCACAGUGACAGCACAGGAUGAAGAGGAGCUGGCUUCCUACCAUGGCUACUAUGGAGACUCUAGAGACAAAAACUUCAAAAAGGCGAUUGCUGGAUCACUUGGCCUUCCCAUAGCCGUGCAGUGUGUGGCUCUGCCCUGGCGAGAAGAGCUAUGUCUGCGCUUUAUGAAGGAGGUGGAGACCUUGGUCCAUGGGAAGACAGAAAUCGAGUGA